AUGAAACCAUUCCUUCUCCUCCUCUCUUUAUUGUUCCUUAUUGGAACUGUUCAUGGCAAUACACGCUAUGAGACGGAUGAACUGACUGGCCACGUCGAGUCCAGCCGUGAAGAAAUUCUGUCCACUCGCAAACUCCGAAAGCAACAGUUUGCGGACCUCUUGGCGGGAUAUGAAACACAAUUGGAAGACCAUAACUCUGGUGAAACUCUUUUGACUGAAAAACAGUACAAUAAAGUCCUACAUAAGAUCAAGGCAUACAAGCACAAGUUGCAAGAAUUGGACUUGGAUGCAGACCCAAGAUUUGUGGACCGAAUAGUGGCAAGAGAGGCUCACUUGAAUGAAGUUACAAGAGCCAGAAUCUUGCGUCGCAGUUCCGGUGCAGACGAGUUGUAA
Cylindrotheca closterium is the source of this 393-nucleotide messenger RNA. The record is from the annotation of a GenBank genome assembly. NCBI's taxonomy places the organism in Eukaryota, Bacillariophyta, Bacillariophyceae, Bacillariales, Bacillariaceae.